CAAUCUAUUAGAGUUGUUUUCUUUAUGGUUUUUUUGUAUAAAUUUUUAAAGUGCACGGGUUAAUGUAAUUCAAUUAAAAUUAAGUUUUGUCAAAAAAUUAAAUGAAAAUUAACAUUUUCUUUACUUAUAUUUCAUAAGUGGACUGUUAAAAUGAUAUGUCCUAUUCGCCUGUAAGCGGAAUUAAAAAGAAAAAUUGAAUUUGAAGAUUAUAACCUAUAUGCAUUCCAGGUUUAUCAUAGGCUAAAAUUUAUAAACUUUAUAAAGCAUAACAAAGUUGAAUGAAAAAUAAAUCAGAAUGGCAACAUUUUUAAGAUCUCAGAAAUACAUCAAUUUCUUUAAUGGUUACCAUCUUAAAACAUUUCAAAGUGCAUUAAGAUUACAGUCUACCGUUGUUGAAAUAAAUGGAAAAACUGCAGAAAUUGAUAACACCAUCUUUCCGAAGACUAUUGAGACCAACAUUAAUAUUCUAACUCGUAUUAAAAACAAAUAUUUAAUUAAAUAUUAUGCAUCCUAUGAAGAUAUGUUAAGUUUAGUGGACAAAAUGUACAACGAAGACAAAAAUACAAAGAAGCAGCAGUUUCUACAUGUUAUUCAAGAUAAUGACAUUCUGAUGUUAAUUCGUUGUUGUGGAAAUAAAAUGAAACAUGAAAUGCCGGAUGAAAGAUUAAAAAUUCUCGAUUCUAUGUGUCAAGUACUGAAAUCAAAGGGUUUCAAAUUUAACGUGAAUCAUUAUAAUGCCUUAAUUGAGAUAUACAUGGAAAAUGAGAAGGAUUUUUCCCCAACAACCAUUUUAUCAGAAAUGCUUAGUAAUAACGUUCAGCCAAAUACACUUACAUAUGAGUAUUUAUUAACAUAUUACUGCAGCAAAGGAAACAUUUCUGACGCAAAUAAAAUAUUGCACUAUUUUAAAGAGAAUGAAAUUCCCAUUAAUGAGAAGACUUUUAGUUCAUUAAUUAUUGGCAAUGCUCAAGCAAAUGAUAUGAAUGGUGCUCUGAAUAUCUUGAGUACAAUGAAAAUAAUGGGCUGUAUUCCUUCAUCUAAUGCUUACAAUGCUCUUUUGUAUUCCUAUGCAAAAAAAGGUGACAUUGUAAAUAUAAUGGAAACUCUUAAAUCUUGUGAGCGGCAAAAUAUUCCUAUUGACGAUAUUAAUAAAAUUGAAAUCAUUUAUUAUUUAGCUAUAAAUGGACAUUCUGAUCAUAUUGAUAAGAUAUUGUCACUGAUCUCUUGGGAUUCAUCUAUAUUUGACAUGAGCCAUUUUAUUACAAAGCUUUUGCAUCAUAAACAAAUCGAUGUUGCUUUUCAGCUUAUACAAUCGGCUAGUAAAGCUGAUAAAAUGAAUUUUGUAUUAGUACAUGCUGUUCAAUUUAUGAGGAAUAUUAUUAAAUGUGAAUUACCUGCGGAGACAGUCAUCAAUUACCUCAAUUUAAUUGAACAAUUGAAAGUUCCUGCCUAUGAAUCUACAAUUCUCCAUUGUUUUGUAAAGAACAAGGAACAUUAUUGUAUUCCUUUUUUCAAAGCUUGGCAAAAAAUGGAUGCUUCAAUAAACGAACAUUUCUUCUGGCCACUUUUGUCGAAGCAUGGAUCUCAAAAAGAUGGAACUAUUUUCAACACAAUUAAGGCAAUGAAAGAGGAUUUUAACAUUGAACCGAGCGAAGAAACUCUAUUGCAUUUUAUAAUACCCUUCGUAAAUACUUUCUCAGCGCCAGAUAUAAUGAAAACACUAAUAGAAGAUUACAAAUUAUCUGCUGAAAAUGUUAUAAAUUCUUUGUUACAAUAUUAUCUAUCAAACAGAAAAUUACUAUCUGUUGAAAAGUGUAUUAAAUUUUCUGAGAGAUAUAAUGUUAAAUACAAUUCAAAAAAUUUGUAUCGUCUUCUGCAAUCACUGAAUAACAUUAAGAGCAAGAAAAUUUUAUUAUUCAGAGACAACAUUAAAUUGCAGAAUCAAUUGUCUAAGAGAAAUCAGAAUAAUGAGGAAAAAAGAAUGGUAGCGCACCUAGAACACGUUGAUUUAGGAUAUAAAUUGAGAAACUAUAGCCAAAAAGGAGAUAUUUUAAAUGCUGAAAUAACAAUAAAAAGUUUACAGAACUCUUAUAAUUACUUAUUAAAUUUUGAUAAAUUAUUAAGUUAUUUCGAUUUAUUAGUAAAGAAAGACAGAAUUAAAGAUGCUUUACAGAUACUCGCAGAUUUUACAAAUAAGAAAAAAAUUAUGUUUAUACCAUCGAGAGAACUUGAUCAACAGUGUGUAAAUUCUUUAAAUUUAUUAGCGGAAAAAGGCUCUGUUGAUGGUGUUUCUAAGUUGCUGGAUACUAUCAAAGAUUAUAAAAUUAAAAUAACUAGGGAGAUGACACAAUCUUUAAUUAAUGUUCAUUUAGAAAAGAACAAUUUUGAACAAGUUUUGGAAGUUGUUAAAAAUAUAGAAAAAGAACAUGGUUGGCUGACAAGUGAAAUUCAAAUAAUGGAAGCUUUUAUUAAAGUUGAGGAUGCGAAUUCCUUACAACACUUUACAAACUUCUCAAACCAACACAGUGGAUACAUAAAAACAUUAUUGAAUCUUGCUAUUGCAUUUCUUAGGAAUAAUCGUUUAUCCCAGAGUAAACAAGUUUUACAAUCAGGAGAUUUCUUUAUUAAAGGAAAUAAUUUAAGAAAGAUAAUGCACGAUCUUUUACUGAACAAUGAAUACCAUAUGAUCAAUGACUUGCUUCAAAUCACCAAAGGAGUCAACAACAUAGGUCGUAACGUUCUGUAUGAUGUGUUACUUGAAAACUACAGUGCAUCAAACAAAUGGACUGAAGGUCUUGAAUUAUGGAAUCAAAUUAUAGAGGAGAAUACUGUCCCAUCAUCGUUAUUUUUAUUAAUGAUGACAGAAUUAUUGAAAAGAAACAAUCAACGAUUACCUGAUUCUAUGAAACAGUUUCUAAUCGAUCAACAAGAAGAGCAACAAACAAAUAUUUACACAAAAAUAGUUCAAACUUUCAUUAAAGAAAAUGCAUCUCCAAAUCAAUCUUAUACAAAUAUUUUAUUGGAUAACUUAAUCAAAAUUGGAGACACAAAAUCAAUUGGUCUAAUUGAUAAAUAUUUUAAUUUUAUCCAAAGAAAUGAGGGAAAUGAAUACAACAUAUUUGAAUCGUGUGAAAAUUCAAAUCAAGUUAAAAACUAUUUAGAAUAUGUGGAUGCAGCAAUAACAGUAGAUAACAAGAAGCAAAUAAGAAAUACUUCCAAUGUUUGUAAUUACAAGUCUUUGAAGUACUUUAUCAAUCACCCGGAAAAUUUUGAAUUAUUUGAAUCUUUGGCAAUCAAAAUUUUUGCAAAUACAGAAUUGUAUAAACCGAUAUUAACUGUGGUUGCCUUCCAUUGCUAUAAGAAUCCGUCACAAGCUUUAAAUAUAUGGAAUCAAUAUGCACCGAAAUUGACGACAAAUGCCUUUUCAUACAGUUUUAUUAUGGAGUCUUUUCUUUACGCCGACUGUCUUGACAUACUACCACAAGUUGAAAAAUCAUUCGAAAAGAUAAAUCGCUUUCAUUAUCAGAAAUUUUAUGAAACUUUGCUGCAAGCUUUUGACUCUCGAGGAAAAUACAAGAAAGGAUUGGAUAUACUUUUAAACGCUGAGAUUAAAAGAAGAAGUAAAAUUAAAAGCAAUGAAGAGUCUGAUUACUUAGAACCUAGGAGUUUACGAGUGACAGCAUAAGUAAUUAGAAACGAAUAAAAUUAUUCUUUUUUUAUGAUGAAGGUAAUCUAAGUCAUAUUAAUUGUUUACUAAUAUGUAAAAAAAAAAAUUUCAACUAGUUUUGUUCUUUUAUAAUAAAAUAUUAAAAUUCAGCUA
This is a messenger RNA of Leptopilina heterotoma, 3820 nucleotides long. RefSeq names its product leucine-rich PPR motif-containing protein, mitochondrial (gene bsf). Gene Ontology annotation, molecular function: protein binding. The transcript has 18 exons. The record is from RefSeq and is a predicted model, not a curated record. Lineage: Eukaryota; Metazoa; Arthropoda; Insecta; Hymenoptera; Figitidae. The coding region runs from base 296 to 3685 and encodes 1129 amino acids.